Anarrhichthys ocellatus (wolf-eel) is the source of this 3992-nucleotide messenger RNA. RefSeq names its product armadillo repeat containing 9 (gene armc9). Gene Ontology annotation, cellular component: ciliary tip; centriole; ciliary basal body. Gene Ontology annotation, molecular function: protein binding. The transcript has 25 exons. Gene Ontology annotation, biological process: cilium assembly. Lineage: Eukaryota; Metazoa; Chordata; Actinopteri; Perciformes; Anarhichadidae. Bases 505 to 3036 code for a protein of 843 amino acids. The record is from RefSeq and is a predicted model, not a curated record.
AACUCUUUGGUUGCUAGGUGUUUUAGCGUCCUAUUUGUGUAUGGUUGCUAGCUAAUGGCUAGCUGACUAAUAUUGUAAGUGAAGCCCAUAAGCCUUGUCAAAAAUGGAUUAUAAAAGAUUUAGUUGCGGACGAACACAUUGAAAGCGACAAUAGCCUAUAUUCACGAAUGUGUGAAAAGGGUGAGAAUGAUGUUAUGUUUGCUCUUAUCGUCAGAUAACGUUAACUGAUUAGCUUCUCUGCUAGUAACGUAGCUUAACUAGCUAGCUUGCCACAUUUUUUUGCAAACGUUGAUGUUGUCGUGAAGUUGACUUAGUUAGCUAACAUUAAAUUAAAUAGCUUUGAUUACGUUUUUUGGGUGCUACACUUAUAUGACUAUUUAAUAGUGCCAUGCAUUGUCCUGUCCUCACAGGCUCUGCAGAGUGCUUGAUGGAAGUGCAUGCGUUAUUUAAUGAGUGCAGACGUCUUUGCUGUCAGUAGGUGUUUUCAAGGUUUUGGUCACUCACAUGAGUUCCAGGGAGGCAGCCAAGAUGGGGGACAUCUUGGCAACAGAAGCCGACCUUCUUGGGAUGAUCAAGGAGUACCUUAAGUUUUAUGAAUUUGAAGAGACUGUGAACAGUUUGGACAAGGAGUGCAAAAACAAAGGCAAGCUCGUCUCAAAGCCUCAAGGAAAAACUAGAGACUCAAAGACUCGUGGCAUUCAGAAAGACCUUCUUAGCUCUUUUGAUGAUGGAGAUCACAAAGUGUUCUUUGAACUGUGGACAGAGAAUAUUCCCUCUGAGAUAAAAGACACAGACACCGAGGCCCAGAGCCUGGAGUUUUACCUUCACAUCCACUUCACUAUCUACCCACUGAGGAGGCACCCUGGUAGACACGACCAAGCUGAGUUUGAGGAGAGGAUUUCCCACUUCAAGCAGUACCUGGAGACUCGGGGAGCAGCGCUGAGCCAGACCUCAGAGUUCCUGCCUUACUAUGCCUUGCCCUUCGUUCCCAACCCUACCGUCCACCCCUCCUUCAAAGAUCUUUUCCAGAAUUCCUGGAUACCACAGUUGAAGGAUAAGCUGGAGCCGUUUCUGUCAGUGACCCUGAAGCAGUCCAACACCCCAAGGCUGCUGAAUUUAUAUAAGGAGGGAGGAAGGAGUACUAAAGAGGCCAUGCAGCAGUUACAUCUCCAACUAGUUGAAUCGGACCGGCGCAUCACUAGCUACGUGCGGAAGUUCAACAAGAUGCAGGCAGACUAUCACAACCUGAUUGGCAUCACUGCUGAGCUGGUGGACUCAUUGGAGGCCACCGUCAGUGGAAAAAUGAUCUCUCCUGAGUACCUGCAGACUGUGUGUGUUCGCCUGUUCAGCAGCCAGAUGAGGCAGAGUGUGGUGCAGAGCGCUGACUUCACCAGACCUGGCACUGGAUAUUACUCUAUGAGUCCCUAUGAUGAUGGCUAUGCCUCCUCAAUGCUACGAGCAUCCAUUGCGCCGCAGAAAUCCAAGGAGGUGCCAAUGCUGCCCUCACUGGACUAUGAGAAGCUGAAGAAAGACCUGGUCGAAGGCUCAGACAGACUCAAGGCCCUGCUGCUUCAGGCGCUGCGCUGGAGACUGACUCGCUCACUCCCUGGGGAACAAAGAGACACAAUACUUCAGGCCUUUAUCAGUAACGAUCUGAUGGAGCGCUACAGCACAAAACAGAAAAUGUUGCUUCAUUUAAUGAGAUCGAAGAACGAGACGGUCCGCCAAUACAUGGCUCGUCUCAUCAAUGCAUUCGCUUCCCUGGCAGAGGGUCGGGUUUACCUCUCCCAAAUCCCCAUUCUUCUGAAACUUCUGACAGAGGCACUCAGGACGGAGGAAAAAGACUCCCUGACGAGAGAGAAUGUGCUAGUUGCCCUGCAGAAGCUCAGCCUCAGGAGGAGCCAGCAGACUGCCAUGAUAGCAGCCGAUCUGAUUGGCUGGCUGGUGGAUGAGCUGCAGGACUCAGACUGCCUGAGUGACUACACCCUGGAGUAUUCUGCUGCUCUGCUCAUGAACCUGUGUCUGCGAACGAAAGGAAAAAGGAAGUGUGCAGAGAACGGCAGGCAUGUGCUAAAGGUUCUAACUGACGUCCUUGGACAUGAGAACCACGAGAUUCGACCAUAUGUGAAUGGAGCCCUGUACAGUAUCCUGUGUAUUCCCUCUGUGCGACAGGAAGCCAAAGAGAUGAGUGUGGAGGAGAUUCUCCGUUGCUACAGCAAAGAGGAGAACUCAGACCUCAACAGACAGAUUGAGUUCAUCAUUAAACAGCUAAACUCAGCUGAUGAAGAGGGUCCAGAGUCGGAUGAUGAAGAAGAUGAGGACGACAAUAAUGAAGAUCUAAUGGAGACAGACCUUGAUAUAGAGGAAGUUCUCCAACCACAGCCCAGGGAACUGUCUGGGGAGAGUCUGCUCACUACUGAGUACCUGGGAAUUAUGACCAACAUGGCAAAAGUGAAGAGGAAGUCAACCCCUCUGUCACGACCAAGCGUUGAUGAACCCCUCCAACGGCCAGUCACCCCAAGUUCUCAUCGUCAUUUCAACGCAGUGGAUUAUCGAUGCGACGGCCAGGGGGAUGAAGGUAACCGGCACAGGGGAUUCCCCCUUAGCAGACAGAAGAGCGAGGAAGGAAGCCUGCCUCCUUCUCGAUACAACUCCCGACCUCCGACACGCUCCGGCAGUCGCCCCAGCACUGCUGACUCCCUACGCCACAGUAUCGACUCAGAGUGCGGCCGGUUGUCCCAGGAGUCCGAGUUGGACGGGCCAUUCGAAGGGCGAGCCAGAAAAGGUUGUUCCCAGGAGGAACACAAUGGACAAUCCGCCAGCGAUUAUGUCCCUGCAGUUACAAGCCACCCCAAGAUUCCCCGUACGCCCGACGCAGCAGACAGCCAGAGCGUCGGUGAUCACCGGGCUCGAGGCCCCGCUCUGGCACCCCAGUUUUGCAACUCGGAGCCUCAGCAGAGCAGCCAGCCAGGCUCCGCCAGCUCCACGGGAGGAAGGGGGAAACAAAGUGGAAGCAGCCAGUCAAAGAGGAGGUGAAGAGGGAGUUGUCACCGUGGAAUAGCACUAUCUCCCCGGGAGCAUCGGGCUUCCUGUAACAUCAUCCCCCGAGGUUGUGAUCAGGGUCAGGGCAACAGAGAUGGCCGAGGAUCAGCAGCAGCAGGAGUAGGGGCUUAAACAAUGCGAAGCAUUGUGGCUCUCCGUUUUUUUUUUCUUCCCCCCUUUUGGCUUCAGCACAGACUUCUGUAACGUGAUAUAGACAAUAACCACAACCCCCAGCCGUCCAACCCUGUGUCACUUGUAGUCUUAGUUGGCCCUGCAUUUCUCCACUCUCUCAUCAAGGUGGACAUCCUCCAGCCGUGAAAAAAAGUCACCUGCAACAAGAUGCAGGUAAUCUAACUCGAACGUAUAGCUCUGACUCGGGGCAGUUCAAGGGAAAACGUUUCCGGGUUUUCUGACGUAAGCACAUUGCAUGUCUUCACAUGCACUCAAGACCUUUUUUUUUAUUUUUUUUUAUAAACCCUCAAUAUCUGUAUUUACGUCUGAAUACAAGCUGACGCGUUCAGACUUUAAGACACAUGGUUUUACCUGUUUUUUAACUACACAUAAACCGGGCAUGAAUGGUUUAGGAUACCUGACAGAACUAGGCAUAGAGAUACAAUGUAUUAUCAUUUUUCUGUGAAUAUCACAAAGUGUAUUUCAUUUGAAAUGAGGCAUGGCCAGGACUCCUUUUGUCUUCGAAUUGAUUGCACAGAUAUUAAUCAAGCUCUCAUCUUGAUUCUACAAAUCUGUCAUUCUGAUUUUCACCACGUACUGUAUUUAUUCAUUUUUGACUGGUUGAAAAUAUCCAUCCACAUGAAUAAAUCAUUUUACCGGCUUUACUUCAAAUAUUACACAUUGUCUCAUAUCAGAGUAGCUGCUCUUGUUUAACUUAUGCUUCAGGAACUGUUUACAGAAAGACACAGGUCUUGACACGAGUGGUCAGGCUAGUGCUA